AUGACUGUUGCAAAAACCGGAUUCAUGUCUUUGAUCAAUGAUUGGUGGAAGGGCGAUGGUUCUAACUAUCAUUUGUAUGUAAACAAUUUGGCAGUCAACACAAAGUCAGUUGGGUUUCAUGUAAGAUCCAAUCUUGAGAAUGACAGCUGCAGUCCGGGGGAUUCAGACAACUCUUCUAAACCAUCAAAGGAAUCUCAGGCCUCAAUCUCUCGACGACAGUGUCUCACAUGCCUAUGUUCAACCGUUGCUUUGAUAAGCAAUUCUGCAAUCUCUACUUCCGUUCCAAAGGCAUUUGCACUGGAUGGAAAAGAGAGACCAGCUGGUUGCCGGAAUUGUGGGGGAAGUGGUGCUGUGCUUUGUGAUAUGUGUGGUGGUACAGGAAAAUGGAAAGCUCUCAAUAGAAAACGGGCUAAAGAUGUGUACGAGUUUACAGAAUGUCCAAACUGUUAUGGUCGGGGGAAACUAGUAUGUCCGGUUUGUUUAGGGACUGGUGUACCGAACAACAAAGGUCUGCUUCGGAGGCCUGAUGCAAAGCAGUUACUUGAUAAGAUGUACAAUGGUCGGCUAUUGCCAAACUCAUAA
This is a messenger RNA of Prunus armeniaca (apricot), 582 nucleotides long. The record is from the annotation of a GenBank genome assembly. NCBI's taxonomy places the organism in Eukaryota, Viridiplantae, Streptophyta, Magnoliopsida, Rosales, Rosaceae.